CCCCUGUGGCUGAGCCUGCGGGACAAGAUGGAGUAUUUGCAGGUUUUGAAACGCGGGUUGCAGCAGAUCAGCGGCCACGGUGGCCUCCGCGGCUAUUUACGAGUUUUCUUCAGGACAAAUGAUGUCAGGGUUGGUACAUUAGUGGGGGAAGACAAAUAUGGAAACAAAUACUAUGAAGACAACAAGCAGUUUUUUGGCCGUCACCGAUGGGUUAUAUAUACUACUGAAAUGAAUGGCAAAAACACAUUCUGGGAUGUGGAUGGAAGCAUGGUACCCCCUGAAUGGCAUCGUUGGCUUCAUUGUAUGACUGAUGAUCCUCCAACGACAAAACCACCUGUUGCUCGUAAAUUCAUUUGGACGAACCAUAAAUUCAACAUGAGUGGCACUCCAGGACAAUAUGUACCUUAUUCCACCACUAGAAAGAAGAUUCAGGAGUGGGUCCCACCUUCAACACCUUACAAAUAAAGACAAUGAAAAACAAUUUAAACAUGUGAAAAAUCAGCUUUUCAUUAAUUGCGUUUUGAUUCUUACAAUUACCUUGAUUAAAAUUGUUUGACUAAA
Orycteropus afer afer is the source of this 561-nucleotide messenger RNA. RefSeq names its product NADH:ubiquinone oxidoreductase subunit A12 (gene NDUFA12). Gene Ontology annotation, biological process: response to oxidative stress; mitochondrial respiratory chain complex I assembly. Gene Ontology annotation, cellular component: membrane. The record is from RefSeq and is a predicted model, not a curated record. Lineage: Eukaryota; Metazoa; Chordata; Mammalia; Tubulidentata; Orycteropodidae.